AUGAACGAUUGUUUUGCGGGUGGAAGGCAGACGAGGAGCGUGAUGAGGUUGCGAGGAGGAUCGGCCGAUGGGACCUGGAGGGAGCGCGGCACGGCGUUGGAUGAUGUCAGAGCGUACAGAUCUUCUGUAUUGGGAGAAACGUUCUUCCUUCUGACGUCAAAGGAUGCAGACAAGUGGUACGGGUGUCCUCACUGCCAGUUCAUCAACGAGCACACGUCUGUUCUCAAGCAGCACAUUCUCAACCAUACAAGCAAACCUGCUGGUAACUGCUCUGCGCUACCUGAAGCUGCCUGGAAGAUGCGAGCAGUGCUGGCUGCAAGUCAGGGCGAGGUGCUGGAGUACGUCAUCCAACAGCGAGCGGCAGGUCAGGAUGCCAACGGCUCGCUCUGGGUUCCUUUCAGCGGUCAGCAGCAGGAGGCGAGGAUGCGUCGGCAGCGAGAGGAGGUAGGGAGUCAGGGAGGAGAGGAGACGAAGAGUGCGGAGAAGAUGCGGAGAAUAUCUGAAGGGGAAGGCUGGGUCCCUCUUGUGGUGAAGGUGUACAACCAAAGCAGCAAAGAAAUGCUCUGCUUGAACCUGCUCAGGAAGACGGAGACAACGAUCCAGGAGAUCAAGGAGGAGGUGAGGCUCAGCACCGGCAUCCCAAGUGAGCUCCAACGAGCCGUAUGUCGAGGAAGGUUCCUCAGGAACGGCAGCACCUUGCAGGAGUUGGCAGUGAGCAAGGAGGGUGGCCCUUGCUUGUACAUCAUUCCUGAGGUGGCAGAGGAUGCAGGCGGGGACGAGUCGGGGGGUAGGGAGGCGAAGAACGAAAGCUUGCUGGUGAAGGAGGACUUGGGCAGGGCCUCUCCUGGGUCACUGCAGUCGAACUUAAUGAUUGCGAGGAUGAUUCAGCGAAUGAGAAAUUACCUGACGGGGGAGAACAUCUCGUCGUCCCCAGUUGAUCUCGUCCGCAUGAAUGAGUCGGCAGUGAUCGAAGUGGGAGGGAGGCGACUCAACGUCACCUUCACCACCAUCACUCCGACUAACUCGUCGAUGUUCGACCGCGUGCUCGAGUUCAGAAUGCCUGCCUUGGACCCGAUUCUGCAAUCAGACGGGCAGCUAGCUGAGGAUGUGAGGGCGGACGGGACAGGCUGGGGAGGGUUUGGGGGAGGAAAGGAAGAGGGAGGUCAAGACAACGACAUUUAUGGAACCUAG
Messenger RNA from Guillardia theta CCMP2712, 1191 nucleotides. RefSeq lists its product as hypothetical. Lineage: Eukaryota; Cryptophyceae; Pyrenomonadales; Geminigeraceae. The transcript has a single exon. The record is from RefSeq and is a predicted model, not a curated record. Gene Ontology annotation, molecular function: protein binding. Bases 1 to 1191 code for a protein of 396 amino acids.